GUGCCGAUCCCCACUCAUGGUCGUGGAUUACCCAGCAUGCUAGAGCCGUUGGAACAAUUAGAGACAGGCCACCGUAUCGUCCCCGGUCAGUGGGUCGCAGACCGGGCAUCCAAAGAUCCAUAUGCGGCACGGGAGGGGGAAAAAAUCAUUUAUUUUACGCAUGGAGGUGGAUAUUUCAUCUGCAGCUCCGACACGCAUCGUGAGAUGCUCUGGAGGAUAUCUAGAGCCACUGGAAGGCGUAUCUUUGCUGUGGAUUAUAGACUUGCUCCAGAGCAUCCAUACCCGGCAGCGGUACAGGAUGCUUUGCAUGCUUUUCUCCAUUUGACCGAUCCAAACGGGCUAGGGUUUAGUCCUGAGAACGUUACAGUUUCAGGCGAUUCAGCAGGCGGGGGACUUGCCAUUGCAAUGAUGAUGUACCAACGCGACCAUGGUUUGCCAAUGCCUUCUAAAGCCAUCUUACUCUCUCCAUGGCUUGAUCUUACCAUGACCUGCGAGUCGUGGGCCAGUGAUUCAUUAGACUACUUGCCCGCGCGAUUUAAUAUGGACCAUAGCUUCAAUCCAAUUUUAUUUUAUUGUUCAGGACGUGACAAGAUCAAGACACUUGCCAAACACCCAUACCUUUCCCCACUUUGGGGCAAUCUUGAGGGCCUCCCGCCACUUUUAAUUCAAUGUGGUGAGGCGGAGCGGCUCCUAGAUGAAUGCAUCCUAUUCACUUUCAAAGCUGGUGGA
Messenger RNA from Lobosporangium transversale, 729 nucleotides. Its product is annotated as alpha/beta hydrolase fold-domain-containing protein. Lineage: Eukaryota; Fungi; Mortierellomycota; Mortierellomycetes; Mortierellales; Mortierellaceae. The annotation marks the transcript as partial. Gene Ontology annotation, molecular function: hydrolase activity. The record is from RefSeq and is a predicted model, not a curated record. The transcript has 4 exons.